CCGGGGAUGCUGGGGGGGGCGGGGGGGGGUGUGUGUGUGUGUGUCUUCGCCGGUACCGAGUGAUGGGGGGGCCCUUAGAGACCCCUCUGCUCUCUCCUUCCUCCUCUCUUGGGGACCGGGGGGUGCGGGGGGGGGAAAAUCCUACCGGGAUGCUCAGGACUUCGCCGCCGCCUGUCGCUCACCCGCCGACGUGGGCUGGGGGCCACCGUGGAGACCCGCCCCCCCCCCCCCCCGUGAAUUUCACCUUGGCGAAGGCUCCCCGCUUCCCUCUGAGCCAGGAUGAGCACAGCCGCCAGCCCGGAGCCCCUGCCCUCCCCCCCCGCCCCUGGACCCCGUUACUUGGAGCGUUUGGCCGAGGAGGACCCCGAUUUCCUACGGGCGCGGAACAUGGCGGCCGACCUGCGCCAGGACUUCAACAUGAUGGAGCAGAAGAAGCGGGUCACCAUGAUCCUCCAGAGCCCGUCUUUCAGGGAGGAGCUGGAGAGCCUCAUCCAGGAGCAGAUGAAGAAGGGAAACAACUCGUCCCACAUCUGGGCCCUGCGACAGAUUGCUGACUUCAUGGCCACCACGUCCCCUGCCAUCCUCCCCACCUCCCCCAUUGGGCUGGCGGCCGUCACCCCCAUCAACGACCUGCACGGCCCCGAGGUGCCGGCGCUGGCCAAGGGCGAGCGGCUGAUGCGCUGCAAGGUGGGCAGCAUCCACCGCCUGCUCGACCUCUACGGCUGGGCCCAGCUGGGACACGCCGCCGUCACCCUGCGGGUCAGCAAGGAGCAGGAGCAUUUCUUGGUGGCCCCCCAGGGGCUGGCAUGCAGCGAGGUGACAGCAGCCAGCCUGAUCAAGGUGAACGUGCUGGGGGCCGUGGUGGAGCAGGGCAGCACCGGAUUCACCCCCGACGCUCGCAGCUUCAGCCUCCACGCCGCCAUCUACGCCGCCCGCCCUGACGCCCGCUGCAUCAUCCGCCUGCACACGCCAGCCACUGCUGCAGUGUCGGCCAUGCGGUGCGGCGUGCUGCCCAUCUCCCGCGCUGCCCUGCUGCUGGGGGACGUCGCCUACUUCGAUUUCCGCGGGGAGGUGGAGGACGAAGACGAUCGGGUCGAGCUCCAAAAGUCCCUUGGUCCCACCUGUAAGAUCCUGGUGCUGCGCAACCACGGGGUGCUGGCGCUGGGCGACACCGCCGAGGAGGCCUUCUACAGCAUCUUCCACCUGCAGGCCGCCUGUGAGAUCCAGGUGUCGGCGCUGGCAAGCGCGGGCGGCGUGGAGAACCUGAUUGUCCUGGAGCGCGCCAAGCACCGGCCCCACGAGGUGGGCUCGGUGCGCUGGGCUGGCAGCACCUUCGGGCCCAUGCAGAAGAGCCGCUUGGGCGAGCAUGAAUUCGAAGCCCUGAUGAGGAUGCUGGACAACCUGGGUUACCGCACAGGCUACACCUACCGCUACCCCUUCGUGCAGGAGAAGAGCAAGCCCAAAAGUGACGUGCUAAUUCCCGCCACCGUGACGGCCUUCGUCUUCGAGGAGGAGGCGGCCCUUGUCCCCACGCUGCGGCAGCAUGCCCAGAAGCAGCAGAAGGAGAAGACACGGUGGCUCAACACCCCCAACACUUACAUGAGGGUCAAUGUGGCUGAGGAGCAGCAGGGCAGUGCCAGCAGCCAGAGGACAAAGACGACGUGGCUGAAAGCGGAUGAGGUGGAAAAAGCCAGCAGCGGGACCCCCAUCCGAAUCGAGAACCCCAACCAGUUCGUGCCCCUCUACACAGACCCGCAGGAGGUGCUGGAGAUGAGGAACAAGAUCCGGGAGCAAAACCGCCAAGAUGUGAAGUCGGCCGGGCCCCAGUCGCAACUGUUGGCCAGUGUCAUCGCUGAGACCAGCCGCAGCCCUUCCACAGAGAGUCAUCUGGGGGACACAGAGGCCAAAGAGGCAUCCCGGGAGGAGGCACCCACUGAGCCAGAGCCCCCGAACCCCUUCAGCCAGCUCACCGACCAGGAGCUGGAGGAGUACAAGCAGGAGGUGGAGAGGAAAAAGCUGGGGCUACAGGGCGAGAAGGAUGCCACAGCCAAGGAAAGCCAGGCUUCCCCCACCAAAUCGCCUCCCGGCUCCCUGCCGCAGAGCCCAGCCCCAACACCUGCCAAGCCCUCGGAGGGUGACAACAAGGCAGACGGCAGCCAAGUGUCGGCCAAUUCCACCACCGAGAAGGAGCCACCGGCAGUGGUGAACGGGAAGGACGAGGAGCAAAGCACUGAGGAAAACCUGGGCAAAGGUGGGGGGCGGACGACCUCCCCCGCCAACGCUGACCCAGAUGCCCCCAAGGAGAAGGAGACGGUGACCAGCAGCCCCGUCUCCCCCGAAGGCUCACCCUCCAAAUCACCCUCCAAGAAGAAGAAGAAAUUCCGGACCCCGUCUUUCCUGAAAAAAGGCAAAAAGAAGGAAAAGAUCGAAUCUUGAGUCUCCUCCAAGGCCUCCCGCUGUGGUGACAACCACAAACCGCUCUGGAUGGAGGCGCCAAGGCGGAGGGACAGCUCCUGCGUCGCGCGUCUGGCUGAGACGCAGUCGAAAACCCCGGAGGCGAAUUGUUUUCUGGGUACUCCUGGCACAAGGCACCUCGUCCCCACCGUCACCCGCUUUUGGAGACGCUCACUGAGCUUUACGAAAAGAUCAUGGUCCCUGUUUGCUGCUUGGGGAAAUACCCGCUGCAAUCUCCCUCCUCCCACGAGCUCUCCCUUCUCCCUUCUGGGCAUCAGCCCCUUCCCCACACAUGGGCUGAGGGUUGGGUUUUUCUCCCCACCCGCCGCUUGCAGAGCCCUCGUGAAAUGUGGGGAUCCGCUUGGUUUGAGGUGUGUUGUUGUUGUUUUUUUUUUUUUUUUACCUCCUGUUUCAAGCUCCACUGGAAUGGUCCUGGCUUCAGCUCCAGGUAAAAUUGUUCACCGCUUUGCUGGGGUAAAUCGGAUCAAGCCAAAGGCGGGGGAGUUCUCCCCGAAGGAGGGGGCGAGGUGGUGGGCCUGGGACCCUUUCCUUCCUGGAUCGUAACCUUCCUCUCCCCAGGGCCAGAGAGCCACUUUCAACCCCCUGUUGGUGCCACCGUCUCACAAAUUCCCUGUCCGAGAAUUUUGCCACACUGCAUGAACUGCGCCUGAGAAGGGAGAAGAAAAGAGCCUCCGGGAUUUGUCCGUGUUAUUUAAAACUGAGCAAAACUUCACUCACUAAGUGCUACUUCGGGAUGAACACACGCUGCCAAUUCACUUCAGCCAGAGGCACUGCCGACGCUGCCACCCCCAUCCCCACCAUCACUGAUGGCCAAGGCUGUGCCAGGUCUCUGCUGGCACCGACCCUGGGCUCAGCGAGCGCCCGUCCACACGGCCGAGGCCAGAUCAUUGCUUUUCCCCAGCUCUAGACUCCCAAACACAAAUUAAAAUCCUCCCUGGUGUUCCCUUCCCACCCAGCCUUGCCUCCCCGCCUCUAGCGUUCCCUACAGCGACACCACCAUCGUUAAAACCUGCCGGCCGUGCCCCAAGGGAAGAAGAAAACGCAGCCGCUCCAAUGCUGGGAUUUAGGGGGCAAAACCCACAGGAUCAGCCCCCAUCCUCCUGCAAGCCAUAGGGGUUUGCCGUCUUCCUGGGGCAGCACUGACCGCGGGGACCAGGCUUCCCUGCCACAGCCCCAACGCCCACCGAGUCCUGUCUGCUGGGGGUCUGCAGGAAACCCCAGAACCCCCCCACUCUGAGGGCGCCAGGUUUCCUCACCCCAAUAUGAUUUUCCCACGUGCCACCGCUGUGUUUUCAAAGCCUUUUUGCUUCUGCGAGGCAGGUCUCAGCUCUUGUUUUCCUCUUCUGAAGAGCUGAAAGCCUGGCAGCAAUUUUGGGGGUGGCAGGGAGCAGGCCCCGAGCAGGGCGCAGGCAGGGAGCGGGGCCCGUGCAGGCAGCUGUGGGUCAAGGAGAGGAGGUUUGUAAAGGCAGGUUGGGUUUCUUUGCAGGGCUGCGAUACAGAGCAGGCUGGGCAAAUUCUGAAUCAGAAAGUAAAACAUAAAAAGCAAAAAAUUGCAAAAAUACGUACCUGGUGGGUACCUUACUGGAGUCCCAGGGCUAACCCGAGCCCGGUAUUCGGGGAUAGUGUUUGUCCUGCCCGGUCCGCACCGGGGUUAGAGACACAGCUCCCCAUCACGCUCCUGCAAGGACCAGGGGGACCCUGAGCUCCUAAAUUCACCAUCUGCAACUGAUGGACCGAACACCAGCCCCAUGGUCGUGCCUAUAUUCAGUGUCUCUUCCGCAGAAAGCAAAUCACAGCUCUGUAACCAUUUCCCAUGGGGUGUUGUCUACUGCCACUGAUUUUAAGGCUCUUUGAGGCCAUUUUUGUCAUCUGGCCCAUGCCUCUGCUCGACCUAGGCCAGGAAAGCCCCACAGUGGCGUCUCUGUUGCCACCCCAAGACGGCACGGUCUCUCCCGGGGCAAUUCCCUGAAUUACAGCACUGCCGCACACCCCACCACCGGACCAGCUGCAGCCCUUUUUCCUCCGAGAGUCUGUCCCCAGGGGCUUUGCGACCCCUUUUCUCCACAGGAGAGGGAUUUAUUUUCCCCCUGUGAGCCAGUCUGGGUUGAGCUAGGCAUCUUGUUCAGUUUUGGGAAGCAAGAGACACCGGUGCCUUCAGCAAGGAGGAAGGCUCAAAUGGCCACCACUGCAAUGUGCGUCCUUGCCACUUAGCUAGAAGAAAACAGAUAUAAGGUCACGUCGAUGCCACGGUUUCCCCAUCCGUUAGGGCACCCUCGGGACCGCCCCACCGGAUAAUUUUCCCCCUCUCCCCUGCCAGCAUUUUGCUGCCGGCUGCUUGCAGGCAGCCCCUAGGCUCGCUGCUUCCUUCUCACCUCCUUUGUGCAAGGCUGCCUGUGCCCAAGAGCCCCAGGUCAAGCCCUUGGUGUGGGUUUUCAGUGGCGGGGAGGCCGGGACGCAUCCCUGACUGCGAGGCAAACCGUUCAUCCAGUGCCCCAAGAGGCCUGGUGCUCCUCGCCCUCCAUAUUUGCAUCCUUAACUGAAAAGAAGAGAGGCCGGAUUUCCAUCUUCGACCAUGGAUACGCCGACACACUGCGGGAAACGAGGGCGAUGCUGUGGUUCCAGCUGGAUUCAGCACCCUUUUUGCCACCUGGGGCUGGUGGACAUGCCGUGGUCGCCGGCGAGGAUGCGGCUGCUGAACACCCACCGACAUGAGGCCGAGAGGAGGCUGCUCAAUGCUGGGUUUGCCGCCAUGGCCCGGGGGAGCAUGGUGGGGAGGGGAGAGGGGUGUCCCCCACCUGUGGGCUGGCAAGGGCAAUGGCCGGUGUCUGACAAUCGUCGCUGGAAAGUGCUGUGUAACGCCUGUCUGUAAAUAAACCCCGUGUUUGGCACACGCUA
Messenger RNA from Chroicocephalus ridibundus (black-headed gull), 5370 nucleotides. It is a transcript of the gene ADD2, whose product is annotated as adducin 2. Lineage: Eukaryota; Metazoa; Chordata; Aves; Charadriiformes; Laridae. The coding region runs from base 280 to 2436 and encodes 718 amino acids. The transcript has 15 exons. Gene Ontology annotation, biological process: barbed-end actin filament capping. Gene Ontology annotation, cellular component: plasma membrane; cytoskeleton; postsynaptic density. Gene Ontology annotation, molecular function: actin filament binding. The record is from RefSeq and is a predicted model, not a curated record.